GAAUUAAUUUCUCAGCUAUGUGGACUUAUGCGAGAGAGUUGCUGGAGGGAGAUAAGAUUUCAAUUCUUCUAGACUCUCAUUUAAUUGGCUGACUUGGCAAGAGGAAUUGGAAUUUGGCUGGAAACUUUUGUAGGGCUGCGUGGCAUUAUUUGAAGGAUUAGGGGUAAAAUAAAUGAGGGUCAUGUUGAUGAAGGACUCUCAUUGGCUAGAGAGGUGAGGAUUAGCUGGGUAUAAAUUGAAAUUCCUCUUUGUGGCCGGUGGUGGAUUAAAGGAGCAAGGGAAUUUCAUGGGUGGAGAUCAAAGACAUUUAUUUGCUAUUGGAAUUGAAUUUGGCUGUGUGAUUCACUAAGGAUCGAGGGAGUUGUUCUUUUGAUUUAUUCAUUUUAUUCUAUUUUUAUUGAAGAUCACGUGUAUUAGUAUUUGUUUCGAUCAUUUAGCUAUGCAUAGCUAAACAUUUAUUUCAGUUAUAGGGCGUUGAAUCAUUGAUGACUAUGUUCGAUUAAUGCAAUUCAUCUCGUAAAUUGUAGGUGGUGAAUGGGGUUCGAUGUGUACGUGGGCAAUUCAUCUCGUUUUACUUGUCGUCCAAAAUUAUUUGCGGUGAAUGGGGUUUGCUGUGUGAAUAAAAACAAGGUCUUCAGGAGGUGAAGACUUUGAAUCUUAUACGGAGAUCAUGAGACGGGAUACCGAACUAAGAAAGAAGGCUUGACAAGGAGUAUCUAGUUUGAGAUCGAAAGCGAGGACGCAGCGAACGAAAGUGAGAGCGAGGAGAGCCAAGAAUACGCCAAUCACAACAUUGAGAGCGUAGUAAUGGUGAACAAAGAGCGUACUUUGAGGCAACUUGCUAUUGUCGUACUACCGCAACAAUCUCUUUGCAUAAUUUUCCUGGAGAUGAAUGAUACCACAUUCGAGUUGAAGUCUGGGCUGAUUCAUUUGCUUCCAUCGUUCCAUGGCCUCGCUAGUGAGGAUCCACACAAACAUCUGAAGGAGUUUCAUACGGUGUGCUCAGCAUGAAACCCACCCAGGUGACCAAGGAGCAAGUCAAGCUACGCGCAUUUCCAUUUUCUCUCAAUGAAGUUACAAAGGACUAACUUUAUUACUUGCCUUCGAGUUUGAUCACUACAUGGGCAGGAGAACAUCUUUCUCCAGAGGUAAUUUUCGGCGAUACAAGUCGUCGCUCGAUGAAAAAAAAAUUGUGGAGUGCUGCAGAUGCAAUGAGAAACACUGUACGAGUACUGGGAAGGUUUAAGAGGCUAGUCGCGAGUUGUUCGCAGCACCAGAUGGCCGACCAACUAUUGAUCCAAUAUUUUUAUGAGGGCCUUUCACUCAUGGAGAGGAAUAUGUUAGAUGCGGCUAGCGGCGGUGCACUCAUGGACAAAACUCCUACGGCAGCAAGGGAGUUAAUUGCUAACAUGGCAGCUAAUUCUCAACAAUUUGGUACUCGUGGUAUCUUGCAGAAGUUGGCUUAAGAAGAAGAAAAUUGAUUCUUAGAGGCUCAAAUCAAGGAGUUGACCUCCGUGUUCAAAAUCUAUCUAAAAUGAAACUAAACAAAAAAGUUGUUCUUGAACAAGCUCGGUUCAACUCGUUUAGUUGUCUGAACUAAGCUUAUUAUACAUACGACUGAGCUUUAGAUUUCACGAUGGAACCGAGCUCACUUCGGCUCGCUUAUUAAACGAACUAUGUGGGAAUGUGUGUCUGAAAUCACCUAAUUGGCUACUUGUCAAUUAAUUCAUGGCAGGAACAUUUAUUUUUCUCUCAUAUUUAAAAAAAGACAUGUUUGCUUUGGCACCAUGCAGUACUAGUUAAAAACAAAAACGAAAAAAAAAAACCACAGGGAACGUAAGCCAGAGGGACUCUUAACAAAUUUCGUGGCCUUUAUAUUGCAAAGCUCCCACGGAAAAAACAAUCCACAGAUUCUCUCUGUAUCUCAUUUUUACUGUAAAAACCCACAAGCCCAAUUCUUGUAAUUAAGCAAGAAAAAACCCAAAAAAAACAAAAAAAGAUAAUAACAAAAACAAAAACGAAAGGAAAAUGGAGAUUGAAGCGCUUAGCAACAUUUCCAUCAAGGGCAUCCUCGGAUUGCUGAUGGCGAAUGUAGACGCCGAUGGCAAAAGGUUAAUUUCGCUGGGCAUUGGCGACCCAACAGUUUAUUCUUGCUUCUGCACAACCGCCGCGUCUCAGGAAGCCGUCGUCGACGCCUUGCGCUCCGCAAAAUUCAACGGCUACGCGCCCACCGCUGGCCUUCCUCAGACCAGAAAGGCACUGGCUGAUUACUUCUCCCUUGAUCUGCCUUACAAGCUGCUACCCGAGGAUGUUUAUGUUACGGCUGGCUGCACGCAGGCUAUUGAGGUGGCCCUCUCGAAUUUGGCUCGUCCGGGAGCCAAUAUCCUUCUGCCGAGGCCCGGAUUUCCCAUCUAUGGGAUUUGUGCUUCGUUUAGGAAUCUUGAAGUUCGAUAUUUCGAUCUUCUUCCUGAUAAACAAUGGGAAGUCGAUCUAAGUGCAUUGGAAAAGCUAGCCGAUGACAACACUGUGGCUAUGGUUGUCAUUAAUCCCGGCAAUCCGUGUGGGAAUGUGUAUUCGUAUCGACAUUUGAAAGAGAUUGCUGAAACUGCAAAGAAACUCGGCAUUGUUGUGAUUGCGGAUGAAGUUUACGGGCAUCUUGCUUUUGGGGCAAACCCUUUUGUGCCGAUGGGAGUUUUCGGGUCUUUAGUUCCCGUCAUCACUCUCGGCUCCUUGUCAAAGAGGUGGUUAGUGCCAGGCUGGCGCCUCGGUUGGCUAGUCAUAAAUGAUGUCGAUGGCUGUCUAAAGAGCCCAAAGUUUGUGGCAAAGCUUAAGAAAUAUUGCGACAUUAAUGGAGGUCCUGCAACCUUCAUACAGGCGGCAGUUCCGACUAUAAUCGAGCAAACGCAACAAGUUUUCUUCGGAAAAACCAUAAAUAUAUUGAAACAGGCUUCCAACAUUUGCUACGAAAAGAUUCGAGAGAUUCCUUGCAUCAGCUGUCCUUCGAAACCGGAAGGUUCCAUGGCAUUCAUGGUGAAGCUGAACGUGUCGAUGCUCAAAGAUAUUAGCGAUGAUAUCGACUUCUGUUUCAAGCUAGUGAAAGAGGAAUCUGUUAUAAUUCUUCCAGGGCUUGCUGUAGGCGUAAAAAACUGGCUACGAAUUACAUUUGCUGUCGAGCCAUCGGCUCUCGAAGAAGCUUUGGGGAGGGUGAAAUCUUUCUGCCAACGGCAUUCAAGCUAGCAAAGCGCGAAAAAUUGGUAAAUUUGGGUGGAUUUUUUAUCAAAAUAAACUAACUGAAAAAAAGGCUUGUGUUGCUGCAUAUAUGCAUGCAGCCGGGGAACCUUGGAUUUUUUUUUAUUUUUUUUUUA
Messenger RNA from Striga asiatica, 3365 nucleotides. Lineage: Eukaryota; Viridiplantae; Streptophyta; Magnoliopsida; Lamiales; Orobanchaceae. The record is from the annotation of a GenBank genome assembly.